Messenger RNA from Lichtheimia ornata, 2310 nucleotides. RefSeq lists its product as uncharacterized. The record is from RefSeq and is a predicted model, not a curated record. The transcript has 5 exons. Gene Ontology annotation, biological process: protein dephosphorylation. Bases 1 to 2310 code for a protein of 769 amino acids. NCBI's taxonomy places the organism in Eukaryota, Fungi, Mucoromycota, Mucoromycetes, Mucorales, Lichtheimiaceae. Gene Ontology annotation, molecular function: protein tyrosine phosphatase activity.
AUGAGUGUCGCCUAUGAGUCACCUACACACCAUACUCAAAAUAAGGAGGCAUACUUUACGCCAUUGAACAUGCCAACCAUCGCGUCAUCAUCGACGGCCAUGACCGAUAAUAGCAACACAACAAGCAACAAUGGAGGAGGAUCAACCACACCUUAUUUCACAGCUCCCAUUGACCCAACCAUUCACCAAGACUUUAUGAACGCCAUCAACGCACGCCAUGCCAAUCAACCCAUGUUUGCUAUGAAUCUAGGGUCGCCUAAAACGACGACAACAACAACAACUACCACUAUGAGUCCAAGUUCACCACCCCCAGCAGUAGCAGCAGCAGUAGCAACAGCACCAAAUGGAAUGCGACUGUCAUUGAAUGGUAGCAUUGGUGGUGGUAAUGGAUCAUUGGCUGCUAGACGACUAUUACGAUCCACAUCGGCCAUGGCAUCACCUCGACAAAUGCUAUUAUCGGCUAUGGAAUGUAAACAGCUGACCGAGAUCCUUUCAUCAUCAUCCUCAUCUUCUGAUUCAACAACUCGCACUUUGUUACUCGAUGUCCGAUCGUUUGUUCAGUACUCACAUGGCCGUAUUCGCCACGCUAUCAACGUAUCAGUCCCCAAUACUAUCCUGAAACGUCCGACUUUUACAAUGGAAAAGCUGUAUGAAGCCAUUGUCGUGGAUGCUGAUCGUGAACGUCUGCAACGUUGGCCAAGCAUGGAUCGAAUUAUCUUGUACGACCAGACAUCCCAAUUUCUACCUGAUAAUUGCGCAGCGGCUUAUCUGGGAUCCAAGUUAAGUCAAGCAGGUUUCAAAGGUCAAUUGUACUAUCUCAAAGGUGGAUACGAUGCAUUUCGUACAAACAGCCCUUCUUUAUGCGAAGUCCCAUCAUCACCAAGAUCACCCAUGGAUCAACAACAGCAACAACAACAACAAAAUGGAGGCAUGUCCAACACAAUGAGACCCAAACUCGCCGCACCCUUCACCGCACCCAUGCCACAUUUUGAAAAUCAGGCGUUCAAUCCCUUCUUUUCGAACAUUCGACAAAAUAUGGAGUUAUCGCAUGGACCUAUCCGAGAACGAUUUCCCAUUCGACUUGCAAAGGAUUAUGAAGCCAAUGAUGCUGGUCUAGUGAAAACCUAUGCAACCUCCAAACCAUCGCCAAGAUGUUUACCUGGGAUCAGCCAUGUGGAUGAUGAAGGCUUUUUUGUCGGUCCCAAAUGGUUAAGGACGACGCUGAUACCAGAUACAGGUGCUCAACAAUUGGCAGAGAUGUAUGAGAAAAUAGAGCGAGUCGAGCAACGACGAUUACAAAACGUCAUGUAUUAUCAUUCCAAGCACAACCAUACCAAUCCCAGUGAUUUCCCUCUGAGUAUCGUUGCUGGCAUCGAGAUGGGAAGCCUCAACAGAUACACCAAUGUUUGGCCCUUUGAGUACACACGUGUCAAGUUAGCUCGUCCAGCCAAUGGAUCAUCUUCCUCAUCCACCGAUUAUAUCAAUGCGAGUUUUAUUCAAUAUGUACAUCCUGAAGACGACGAAGCUUCUGCUGCUGCUGGUGAGAGCCCAUCAUCCAACAACAACAAUCAUGUGAGCCGUGCCUCCUUGCGAUGUAUGAAUCAAAGGCGGCAUAACAACGAGUUCCGACGCUACAUUUCUACCCAAGGACCGCUCCCAGAUACAUUUGGGGAUUUUUGGCAGAUGAUAUGGGAACACAAUUCACGGGUGGUUGUCAUGCUGACCAAACAACAAGAGAUGAACAAGAUAAAGUGCCAUCAAUAUUGGCCCAGUGAGCUUAAUGUACCAACACGUUAUGGCCAUGUCACCGCCACCUUGAUUUCAGAGACCGAGCAAGCUGUGGGUCGAUCCACGAUGAUGAUCAACGAUGAUAUUGUGAUUGUACGCCAAAUUCAACUGGAGCAGGAAAAUGCGCCAUCAAGAACCAUUACACAGCUUCAGUACACAGGAUGGAUGGAUUUCGGUGUUCCUGAUAGCCCCGAAGGGAUUUUGCAUUUGGUCAAAGCAGCCGAUAUAGCACAAGUGGAAUAUGAAUCUACGUGUGACGCUGCUGUGGGACCUAUGGUGGUGCAUUGUUCAGCAGGAUGUGGUCGUUCAGGUGCUUUUUGUGCCAUUGAUACAGUGAUCCGGCGAUUGACGCAAAGCAAAGAGGGUCAAAACAAGGAUCUUUUAUUCGAUACCAUUUCACGGUUCCGAGAACAACGUGUGAGCAUGGUCCAAACAUUACGGCAAUUUGUUUUCUGCUAUGAAACUAUCUGGUGGUGGCUUUUGGGUUACGGCUCGGAUCCGGUUACUACAACUACCCAUUAA